GGGACCCCCCUACCCUCCCGCUUCCCAUCGCCACGCUUCAGCUCAGACCUCAGAGUCGCCAAGCGUUCAGCUAGCUACUGAGAGCUCGAUUUGGAUCGUGCACAGCCGCCUCUCGCGAUCAGCUCGCCGCAGCUCGGCGUUCUCGACCGUCGUCUCGGUCACCGCCCGCUCAGCACCCGCGACGAACCCGGUCGUCUCAGCUCCGCCGCCGCAUUAUCCGUCUCUCUCCGACGACGAUGUCGAGCAGGAGGUCCCGCGCGUCGGUCUCGGAGGAGGAGAUCAACGAGCUCCUCGCCAGGCUCCAGACGCUGCUCCCCAGCGCGCGCCGCCGCGGCGGUAGCCAGGCAUCGACGACGAAGCUGCUCAAGGAGACGUGCAGCUACAUCAAGAGCCUGCACCGGGAGGUGGACGACCUGAGCGACCGCCUCUCCGACCUCAUGGCCACCAUGGACCAGAACAGCCCCGGCGCCGAGAUCAUCCGCAGCCUCCUCCGCUAGCGAUCGAUCGACUACGAGCUGACGGCCACGGCCAGCCAUGGCGACGGAUACCCAUCGCCAUCGCCAUGGACGGCCUCGGCCUAGCUUAGCUAGCUCUCAGCGGAUCGGAGCUGAGUGUACCAUAUUCUUCCCCGGCAGCAGCUGCGACCUGAUGCUAAGGACGACGACGAAGUCUGGUUUAAUUGGUAGUACAAGUUUUUAAGUGCUUUGGUAGGGCAUUAGCCAUUAGCUAGGGCCGCCUAAGUAUGGUUCAUUUCUCCCUUCCA
Panicum virgatum (switchgrass) is the source of this 763-nucleotide messenger RNA. Its product is annotated as transcription factor ILI4-like. NCBI's taxonomy places the organism in Eukaryota, Viridiplantae, Streptophyta, Magnoliopsida, Poales, Poaceae. Gene Ontology annotation, molecular function: protein dimerization activity. Gene Ontology annotation, biological process: regulation of growth; regulation of DNA-templated transcription. The record is from RefSeq and is a predicted model, not a curated record. The coding region runs from base 237 to 497 and encodes 86 amino acids. The transcript has 2 exons.